Molecule: messenger RNA, 2571 nt
Organism: Indicator indicator
Lineage: Eukaryota; Metazoa; Chordata; Aves; Piciformes; Indicatoridae
Gene: CD44
Product: CD44 molecule (Indian blood group)
Exons: 18
Coding region: 1-2571 (856 amino acids)
Biological process (GO): inflammatory response; positive regulation of ERK1 and ERK2 cascade; cell adhesion
Cellular component (GO): plasma membrane; macrophage migration inhibitory factor receptor complex; basolateral plasma membrane
Molecular function (GO): hyaluronic acid binding; cytokine receptor activity
Source: RefSeq, a predicted model, not a curated record
AUGUCAACCUUCAAACAAUUCAACAUCACUUGCAGAUACGGAGGAGUUUUUCACGUGGAGAAGAACGGCCGCUACAGCCUCACACGAUCCGAAGCCAUCAAGCUCUGCAGAGCUCUCAAUAGCACCUUGGCAACACUACAGCAGGUGGAGAAAGCAAAUGAGCUUGGAUUUGAAACUUGCAGGUAUGGUUUUGUGGUGGGGCACAUUGUUCUCCCACGGAUCAAGCCCUAUCACCUGUGUGCAGCAAAUUACGUCGGCGUUUACAAGCUGCCCGCCAACGCCACGGGGCGCUACGACGCCUACUGCUACAACGGGACAGAAACAAGGAACCAGACAUGUGAGCCUGUUGAAAGCCUGGAUGCUUCUUUCCUCUCUGAUCAGGAUGAAAUAGUCAUCGACAAUGCAGACGGCUCCCGUUACAACGCCGACGGCACCCGCCACGGCGGAGAAUCCUUGACCUCAGGUGGGGAUGAGGACAAUGUAGGUAGUGGAUUGACACAUGACACAACGCCCAUGGAUGCUUCCAUCCGGAGAUCCAGCCCAUCAUAUUAUGGAAGCGUGACUCCAGCCUCACAGCUGCCAGACCAUUCUUCAGGCGGGGGUGAAAAGGACAUUCCUAUCAGAUAUUUUGCUCCCUUGGCUCCUCAUGACGACCUGGAGAAAGCCACCACCCAAGCUUGGUGGAAUCCACUCUCAAACCACUGGUGGUGGUCAAAUCCUGGAGAGAAGACGCAAGGACCCACGCAAGCAACCAAGGCAGAUGUGACCUCGAGUGGCAAUGGUUCAGAUGAUGAAGACUCUUCAGAGGAGGUGCCUUACCCAACAGUGUUUGCAGGCUGGGACAGAAGUGUGGUCAAGGAUGAGCAUGCUCCAAGCACGACUCCCUUGGCUCCUCAUGACGACCUGGAGAAAGCCACCACCCAAGCUUGGUGGAAUCCAUUCUCAAACCACUGGUGGUGGUCAAAUCCUGGAGAGAAGACACAAGGACCCACGCAAGCAACCAAGGCAGAUGUGACCUCGAGUGGCAAUGGUUCAGAUGAUGAAGACUCUUCAGAGGAGGUGCCUUACCCAACAGUGUUUGCAGGCUGGGACAGAAGUGUGGUCAAGGAUGAGCAUGCUCCAAGCACGACUGUGGACUCGCAGCAUGGGACGCUCCUGGAGAUCUCCACACAAGAUCCUUGGAACCCUGCCUAUACAGAUGAAGAGGAGCAGUAUCCUAGCUCUGCUGGCAGGGUCAUCAUCUUAUCAGCAGUAGUUACAAGGGAGCAGGAAAAGCAUCAAGGACCAACCCCACCUCCACUGAUACACAGUGCUCACUCAGGAGGAGGGAGCAGUCAAGAACAAAAUCCUGCAAGUACAACCAGGAGUAGUCAGCAAGAGGAAUUUACUGCUACAGGUGAAAAUGGCACUGGAAAGGAAUCUUCUCCUACAGCUGUGGUCUCCAGCCAUGGGGCCACACACAACGACUCUGCAUUGGUGUAUCCAGGCUGGGAGCAGGGAGAGGAUUAUGCCACACAAACUGCUGUAAUGGAUAGAAUUAUUCCUUCCAGAGACAACAAUCACCACAAAGAGUCUUCCACUACAGUUGCCUCUACUGAUGGUGCCCACCAUGAAGAUCCAACUCAGCCACCUCUACCUUCAGAUACUGAACCAGGACAGGGCACUGAAGGCAUCAUGCAUCCCACAGACAUCCCUGGGAAUGAGCUCCUCCACACGACCACAGCUCGUACGGGCACAGCUGGAGAUGACCCUCCUCUGAUGGGUACCAUUGUGGUAACUGCAGUUGCCUCUGCUGAUGGUGCCCACCAUGAAGAUCCAACUCAGCCACCUCUACCUUCAGAUACUGAACCAGGACAGGGCACUGAAGGCAUCAUGCAUCCCACAGACAUCCCUGGGAACGAGCUCCUCCACACGACCACAGCUCGUACGGGCACAGCUGGAGAUGACCCUCCUCUGAUGGGUACCAUCUCACCAUCCAUGGAUGAUGUUAAUCAAGAGGAAGCAACCACAGAGCCACUGGCAGCUGGCACUCUACCUGGAGGUGAAAGCCAAGAAGCCAACAGCACAGAGGGUUCCCAUGGCAGUUGGAUACCUGCACUUUUCCCAGACACUGAAGAUGAUCUCAGUCAAUUGCAGACCCCUCUUCCUACCAGAUCUACCUCCAGUAAUUAUGGCAACCAAGGACCACACAAGGGCUAUUAUGAAUCCACCACUUCCCCUGGAGAGACUACGACAACAAAAAUCACCUCACAACCACGGUCAGCACAGGUACCAGAAUGGCUGAUCAUCGUGGCAGCUCUGCUGGCGCUGGCGCUGAUCCUGGCGGUGUGCAUCGCGGUGAACAGCCGCAGAAGAUGUGGGCAGAAGAAGAAGCUAGUGAUUAACAAUGGCAAAGGGGCAGCGGAGGAUAGGAAGACAAGUGGGUUGAAUGGAGAUGCCAGCAAGUCCCAAGAAAUGGUGCACUUGGUUCACAAAGAGCAGUCAAACGACCGAACAGGAGCUUGUGAGGAAUUCCUGACUGUUAAUGAGACACAAAACCAUCAGGAGCUGGACAUGAAGACUGGAGUCUAA